AUGACGGGUUCACGCGCCCAGUCCGCCUCAUUCGGGCUACCGGAGGUUAACUUCGAACAUCUCUUUGGACUAGUUCCAUCUCCUCUCGAGCAGGACCCUGAUUCUGACAUUCCUAAGCCAGACUCUUUGCCCAUCACUUUCUUUGACAAACAUUUGGAUGACUCUUUAAUUCUCAAGAAAGUCACGGUUCUACCCUCCCUCGUAUCCACUCUCUCCGAAGCCCUGGAUGACUACAUUUCCACGUUUAAUUCAAAGAACGAAUCAUUCUCUUCUCCCCGUCUUUAUCUCAGCCCUGAGUUCUAUGAUUGCGUAGAACCUCCAAAAAAUGCUGCCGACAUCGCGGAAAGAUAUCGUCUUGGAGCACCUAUUUUUCUACAAGCCGCCUCCAUUCUGGUUAUUCAUCCAGAUCAGCCUGACCUCAAGGCAGUGUUUUGGAUGAAUAAAGGACGUCCAGGGCCACCGGAAGGAUUUCAUUCACAAAAGCAUUCCCUCAAGUAUGAUGCUCAUACGAGAAAGGAUAUGCUUGAAAGGCUGGAACCUUGGAAUCCGGACCAGAAGGCGCUUCUUCUGUCUAUGUGGGACAAUAUCCCUGAACUGGCAAUUUGGGACAUAUAUGCGCUCCCCGGACAAUAUAUUUUGGAGGAUAUGUCGCGUUUGGCUACUCUUGAUGUCUUCCCUUGGAAGCACUGUGGCGUGUCGGGACACCGACAGUUUGCGGCUUCAACCCACGUAUCGCGGCCGGACGUGUCGAAGUACCUCUGGGAAACUGCGUACGCGUCGUCUAGUGGCGUGGUCCCAGCUGGGGUCGAUGCUGCUCAUCCGCGUCGCAGCGAAAGGCUCAAGGGUCGACCAUCUGCAAAGAGCUUACCUCAAGUUGCCCCAAAGAAAAAGUCCGCCCGUCCGUUACAAGUCAAAGAACCUGCCGCCCCAAAAAUUGUUGUUCCCAAAUCUGCACAUGGGACGCAGAGAUAUAAAGCCAAUGCUGCAGAUUUCGUACAACGAGCUUGGGCGCGCGCGGUCCACUCAGACUCGACCUUCAUCAUAUUUGAUUGCGGCAACUUUCUCAGAGUCGGUGUUCGACGGCGGAAAACUCAAACACUCUACAUAUCUGAGUUGGUUGACGUUCGAGAUUGCUCUAAUCCAACGUAUGGAAAGCUUAUGGUAGCGAUCAAUGUGGCAAUCUUACAUGAUGUCAUUGAACGUCUUCCACACAUUGACCUGUCGCUAGCCAAAGGCAAGCGUCUGCAUGCUGGCCAGUCCCGUAAACGGCCACGGGAGAAUACCGAAGCAGCUGUUCCUGUUAGACGUUCUCGUCGUCGACUUGGAGAGGCAAUCGACGAAGUCACAUCAGAGGAGAUAAUAAAUGAACUUCUGAAUCGAAAAAUUGCCCUGCUCUAUUUGCAACACGGGAAUUACCAUUCUAGUUCGCCUUCAUUCUUUAGAAGACCAAACAGCCUUGGUCGACAACGUUCGUAUCGUUACGAUGACUGCUUAACUCUUCUUCUUGGGAAGAAAUUAGGUCAAGGCGCCAUUGGGGAGGUAUACGAGGCUCAAGUUGAGGUGGAUAUGCCCUCUGGACGUGUAGCGCACUAUACAGAAAAGGUUAUCGUCAAACUCGCGCUCUCGGGAGAACAGAAGGAGAGGUUACGUCAUGAGUAUUCGAUAUACCGACGUCUGCUAUAUGGGCCUGUACCCGUUGCAGCCGGGGAUAUCCCUAUAGCUUUCGGAUUUUUCGAAGACAUCGAGUCCGAUGCGGGAGCUCUAAUUUUGAGCUACAAUGGUCAAUCAUUGGCGUAUCGUUCAGACCCGCCUGCCUCAGGAAUCACUGUCUCUGAAGAAGAAAAGGCUAUAUUACUCCGAAUACUCGAGAGUAUCCACGCAGCCGGCGUCGCUCAUGGGGACAUCCGAACGUGGAACAUGGUCGCCGAUGGGGAAGGAAAACUUUCUAUAAUUGACUUCGAUAGGGCAAAGUUCAGGGGACACAAGUUACAAAUGAAGGCUGAGCAUGAGCGGUUGGAAGAUCUAUUAGAUGGUGAGCCUAUUGACGGCUUCUCCGUGACAAGCUAUGAGGCAUUGACAACAAGCGACGAGGCAUCUUAUUGAUAAUAUACUUAGUAUCUAUUCCAUAGUAAAGCGUCCAUCAUCUCUCUGUCCUCCUCAACUGCGGCAUCCCACUGUCGUAUCAGUUCCUUAAGGCUCGGGGAGGGACUGGGAAUCCCGGUGGGUUUGGACGCGAAUGCCUUUGGCCUCGAUG
This is a messenger RNA of Desarmillaria tabescens, 2254 nucleotides long. RefSeq lists its product as uncharacterized. The transcript is spliced from 4 exons. Gene Ontology annotation, biological process: protein phosphorylation. Gene Ontology annotation, molecular function: ATP binding; protein kinase activity. Bases 1 to 2103 code for a protein of 700 amino acids. The record is from RefSeq and is a predicted model, not a curated record. NCBI's taxonomy places the organism in Eukaryota, Fungi, Basidiomycota, Agaricomycetes, Agaricales, Physalacriaceae.